ACUUAGACACGUAGUAUUUCAUAUAUGUUACAAUGAAAGAGAACGUGAUCAUAUAUUUUAAAUUCCAAGGUCGCAUGUAUAAUGUGAUGAUGAAGACAUUAGGGGAGAAGAUUACUUUCUCAAUGUUAGAAGAUAGGCUAAUGACGAAGCUUGGAUUAGAUGGAAAUAAGGUAAAAUUGCAUAUGAGGUACAAUCCACGGUUGUUCGGAGUAGAGGAAGAAAUGAACGUUUGUGAUGAUGAGGAUGUCUGUGUUUAUGUAACAUCCGCAAAAAAUAACCGGAGAAGUGUUUUGGUUGUGGAGGAGAUCUCUAAACCGCCCGAGCCGGAGCAAUUGCCCGAGCAUUUGUCUAGAGUUGGUAAUAGUUCUGUUGGUAAGAGCUAUACGGAGUUGAAUUCAGAGGAGGAUGAAAUGAGAGUGGAUGAUGGUGCACUCAUCGUCUUAUUAGAAGAGGAACAAGGAACUCAACAUCAACUUGAGGCAAUAGUGGAGGAUCACGGGACUCAAGAAGAUGAAACACGCUAUGAUGAGUCUAUGGAUAAUUCUGAUAGGGGGGAACAGUAUGUUGAGUCGCCACCUGCUGUAGAACCGGGUAUGUUUAAAAAAGAAUGGGAAGACGGAAUUGGGUUGACCUUACGUCAAGAAUUUCCAAACAAGGCGGCAUUGCACGAGGUGGUGGAUAGAGCUGCAUUUGCUAACAGUUUUGGUUAUGUGAUUAAGAAGUCGGAUAAGGAGCGCUAUGUCCUAAAGUGUGCCAAAGAGAGCUGUUCUUGGCGUUUACGAGCGUCCAAUAUUAGUACUACUGAUAUAUUCUCGAUUAGAAGGUACAAUAAGAUGCAUAGUUGCACUCGGCUAAGUAAAGGUAGUAGUAGGCUCAGGAAAAGAAAAGGCAACCCCCAAUUAGUCGCAGCUCUCCUUCAUGAUCAUUUUCCGGGACAGUUGGAAACUCCGGUUCCAAGUAUCAUCAUGGAGCUAGUUCAGACGAAAUUAGGUGUGAAAGUAUCAUACUCGACAGCGCUAAGGGGGAAAUAUCAUGCGAUUUAUGAUUUAAAAGCGUUUGCCGUACUCGACGGUGAGAAUGAUGCUAGUUGGGAGUGGUUUUUCGAGAAGCUAAAAACGGUUGUACCCGAUACUUCGGAAUUGGUUUUCAUGACGGACAGAAAUGCAAGCCUCAUAAAGGCCAUACGGAACGUGUAUACCGCGGCUCAUCACGGGUAUUGUAUUUGGCAUUUGUCCCAAAAUGUGAAAGGUCAUGCUACUCACACCAACCGAGACGUACUCGCAUGGAAGUUUCAGGAGUUAAGUCGGGUCUACGUCGUGGCGGACUUCAACCGAGCGUAUGACGGGUUUAAGUUGAGAUAUCCUAAGGCGACCAAGUAUUUAGAGGAUACAACCGUGAAAGAAAAAUGGGCAAGGUGUUGUUUUCCCGGAGAAAGAUACAACUUAGACACAAGCAAUUGUGUGGAAUCUUUGAACAAUGUGUUUAAAAACGCAAGGAAAUACUCGUUAAUACCAAUGGUUGAUGCGAUCAUCAAGAAAAUCUCCGGGUGGUUUAAUGAACAUCGGAUGGAAGCCGCGUCUGGAUCCUUAGAAAAUAAGAUGGUGCCUUUGGUCGAGAAUUAUUUGCAUGAUUUGUGGGUUUUUGCCGAGAAGCUGAAAGUGGUGGAGCUAAACUCAUUCGAGCGUGAAUAUGUAGUCACAUGCGACAAAGGAAUAGAUUAUACGGUGAGCUUGGUUUUGAAAACUUGCAGUUGCAAGGUUUUCGAUAUCCAAAAAUAUCCUUGUAUUCAUGCAUUAGCCGCUUUCAUUAACAUUAUGGAUGAUGAAGAUCGGAGAAGAGGUUUGGAGUUACAUGAUUUGGUUACAAAAUAUUAUUGGGUGGAGUUGUGGGCAUUGGCCUAUUAUAGGACUAUUUAUCUUGUUCCGGAUAGGUCGCAGUGGGAAGUACCAGAUGAAGUAAAGGCGUUGAAGAUAGUUCCGCUGUCUAAAAAACCGAAGAAAGGAAGGAAAAAAAUGCUAAGACUGUGUGAGAGAGACCCCUACUACGAUGAUAUGAAAGUGGCGAAGAGAGCCAUUGACCAAAUGGAAAUGGUUGCGAUGAUGGAAGGGAUUCCUAAGUUUUGUCCAUGUGGUGGUAGCAUUGUCGAGACGCGAAAGGAUGAAAAGAGAUACUAUCAAUGCGAGAAGUUUAAGGAUGAUAGAAUGCACAUCCGUAAACUUUGGGAUAAGGCUAUGGAAGAAGAGGUGAGUAGCUUAAGGGAGAGUGUUGAUUACAAUCGGAAGAAAGUUCUAAAUCAUGAGUAUCUCAUAGAAGAAAUGCAAAAAGAAUUGAAAGCCCACCGUGCAGAGAUUGUGAACGUGAGCAAAGUGGUAUUCCGUAAUCCUAUGGAUCCAAAGAAGUAAUGUGUUAUCCUAUUGUUCCUUAAUCUUAUUGUUA
This is a messenger RNA of Arabidopsis arenosa, 2436 nucleotides long. Lineage: Eukaryota; Viridiplantae; Streptophyta; Magnoliopsida; Brassicales; Brassicaceae. The record is from the annotation of a GenBank genome assembly.